This is a messenger RNA of Ilex paraguariensis (yerba mate), 1008 nucleotides long. The record is from the annotation of a GenBank genome assembly. NCBI's taxonomy places the organism in Eukaryota, Viridiplantae, Streptophyta, Magnoliopsida, Aquifoliales, Aquifoliaceae.
GAAAAGAGUUCCAAGUGUUAGGGAAAAUAACAUUCUCUCUCUGUCUCUACUUUUGUUUGUUUUGUCAUGGAGUAUCAUCUGGUGCUGUAUUUGUUGACUCUUUUGGCUUGUGGGCUACUUCAUUUUCAGGCUCAUGGAAGCUUAGCUUGCUUGGAAGAAGAGAGAGUGGGGCUCUUGAAAUUGAAAGAAGCCUUCCAUCACCCAAAUGCGUCUGCUUCUCUUCCUUCAUGGCGGGUUGAAGAGAUAGACUGUUGCAGGUGGGAAAGGGUCACGUGCGAUAGCAUGACAAAGCGAGUGAUAGGACUCUCUCUCAGUGAUGCAAGACAACUGGGGUUCCUCAACCCCUCCUCCUUCCUCAACGCCUCCUUCUUCCUCAACGCCUCUUUGUUCCUUCCCUUUCAGAAACUACAAAAUUUAAGCUUGGACAGGAGCCAUCUUAAAGGUUUCUAUGGAGAACUUAGAUUGAGCAAGCUACAAGUUUUGGAUUUGAGUUGGAACAUGUUCACAGAAAUCCCAUCAUUGGGUGCACUACAGUCCUUAAAGAUUCUCAAUCUUAAAGAAAACUAUUUGGAGAGUUUUUCCCAUUUUGAAGCAGAAUUAACUACUUUGAACAAGCUGGAGACGUUGAAUCUUGAUGGUAAUAAUUUGAUUGGUGAGAUUCCCCCAUCCAUUGGUGCUAUGGCUUCUCUAAAGGUCUUAUCAUUCAAAUACAAUCAACUGAAUGGCUCCUUACCCAUGGAAGGUUUCUAUGGAGAACUUAGAUUGACCAAGCUACAAGUUUUGGAUUUGGGUUUCAACAACUUCACAGAAAUCCCAUCAUUGGGUGCACUACAGUCCUUAAAGAUUCUCAAUCUUGAAUUCAACUUUUUGGAGAGUUUUUCCCAUUUUGAAGGUGCAUUCCAAUUCUAUUCUAUUGCAUUGUUCUGCUUAUUUGCUUGUGAUGUUACCUUGAUGCAAAACCUCACUCUUUCGCACUACUUUGAGCAACCUGGAGACGUUGAAUCUUGA